Molecule: messenger RNA, 999 nt
Organism: Prunus armeniaca (apricot)
Lineage: Eukaryota; Viridiplantae; Streptophyta; Magnoliopsida; Rosales; Rosaceae
Source: the annotation of a GenBank genome assembly
AUGAUUUUCUCGUUACGGGUAUCGUUGUUGAGGAAUCUGAGGAGAGCUACUUGUCCUGGUUGUGAAAAAGAGGCAGUUAUACAAGUAGCCUUGGUUGAAAAACAAGUCGUAGAAAGGAGGAGGAUUAGAAGAAGAGGAACAAACAGAAUCCCAAGUGCACGAAUGGUGGGUAGUAACAUUAAUAAUCCUGGCCAAUACAAUGACACAACUUUCACCAAAAUCUUUGUUGGUGGGUUGGCUUGGGAGACUCAGAGGGAGACUAUGAGAAGGUAUUUUGAACAGUUUGGAGAGAUCUUGGAGGCUGUUGUGAUUACAGAUAAGAACACUGGGAGGUCCAAGGGUUAUGGAUUUGUUACAUUUAAGGAUUCAGAGGCAGCCAUGAGAGCAUGUCAAAAUCCAUCCCCUGUGAUUGAUGGAAGGAGGGCAAAUUGCAAUCUUGCAUCUCUUGGUGCACAAAAGACUCGUCCCCCAACUCCUCAUCAGCAGCAUGGUGCAGGAAGAUUCAGACCAGCACAUGGUUUGGUGGCUCCACCUGCUUAUCAUGGCUCUUCAUCACCAUACUUCCAUCAACCAACUGGUCAAUACACAUUUCCUUAUUCUGCUUAUGGGUACACUGGAUAUUCACAAGAUUCCAUGUAUCCCAUGAAUUAUUAUAGUGUUUAUGGUGGUCAACAAUUCUCACCUUAUUACACCACCACUGGGGCAUCAGGGCCAACUGGCAUGUACCAAAAUGUCUACCCAUUAUAUGCUCAGUAUGCACAGAGCAGUAGCCAGGCUCAUGGUCUUGGAGUUCAAUAUCCCCAAAUGGUACAGUACCCAUAUUUGCCUCAUCAGCCCUAUGCUGCUGGUUCCACAGCUGGGAUUCUCUCUCUUCCUUCUUCAAUGCCAAUUACCACCACCACAACUACCACCACAGGUACAACAACAGCAGCAGCAACUGGUGCUGGUGCUUCUUCACAAGCCUCUGCAGCCAAUUCUGAACAGAAUUCUUCAACUUAA